Molecule: messenger RNA, 1970 nt
Organism: Adelges cooleyi (spruce gall adelgid)
Lineage: Eukaryota; Metazoa; Arthropoda; Insecta; Hemiptera; Adelgidae
Gene: Adck1
Product: aarF domain-containing kinase 1
Exons: 10
Coding region: 247-1764 (505 amino acids)
Biological process (GO): protein phosphorylation; lipid homeostasis; mitochondrion organization
Cellular component (GO): mitochondrial inner membrane
Molecular function (GO): ATP binding; protein kinase activity
Source: RefSeq, a predicted model, not a curated record
UGUGGUCACUGAUCAGUCGUCGGUUUUCUGAUUUUGUCGAUCGUAAUUCGUGAUGUAGAAUACAAAUAACAAAAUAUUUAGAUUUCUUUUCUACCAAAUGAGAUAGGAGUAUUAAAGCUUAAAAAUGACAUAAUAUUUUUAAUUAUUAAACAGUGUCUGACAAGUGAAUACGUUUUACCAAACUUCACAAGUUAUAACAAAAUAGUAUUUUUUUUUAUUCUUUAAGUGGUGUGAUGAUAUUCUGAAAUGUUUAGGCGAAUUAUUGGAUUAGGUGUUGCUAGUGGAACAACAGCCACCGCAAUUUCCUAUUACGACAAUAGUUUUAAUUUAGAUUCUAUUGGUAUCCUGAGGUUAAGUCGCGCUGCCAUCACUGGGUUGCAUGUGAUAAUCCAUUAUAAAACUUCUUUGUAUGCUUCAUCAGUAGAUAAAUCGUUACCAAAUUACGAAGAAAUCAGGUCAAAGGCUCACAAAAAAGGAGCUGAACUAUUACUUCAAUUAUGUUAUUCCAACAAAGGAGUUUAUAUAAAAAUUGGUCAGCAUAUCGGAGCGUUAGAGAAUCUCUUUCCAAAAGAAUAUACAGACACAUUAAAAGUUCUCCAUAGCCAAGCACCAAUUACACCUUUGCCACAAAUCUACAAAGUUAUCAAAGAAGAUUUAAAACAAGACGUCAAUGAAAUAUUUAGUGAAAUUGAUCCGAAACCUCUUGGGGCCGCGUCAUUGGCUCAGGUGCAUAAAGCAAAGCUGCGGUCCACCGGUGAAAGUGUAGCAAUAAAAGUACAACAUUCAUAUGUUCACGGAGAUGCUAGCUUAGACAUUGCUAUAAUAGAGGCAAUGGUGAAGAUUGGUUCCUAUAUUUUUCCUGAUUUUCGGUUUAAGUGGCUUGUUAAGCAAACCAAAGAAAAUAUACCGAAAGAGUUAGACUUUACCAUUGAAGCAAAAAAUACAGAAAUGAUUCGCUCUAUGUUUAAGCAUUUUACUUGGCUAAAGAUACCAAAAGUUUAUGAUCAGUAUAGUUCAUGUAGAGUUUUGACACUGGAAUAUUGUGAAGGUGGCCAAGUUAAUGACAUUAAUUAUAUAAAACAAAAUAAAAUUAAUAUGACUGAAAUAUCUGAAAAAAUUGGAAGCCUGUAUAGUGAGAUGAUAUUUAAAAAUGGAUUUGUACACAGUGAUCCUCAUCCUGGUAAUCUAUUAGUGAACAAAGACAAACAUGGAAAUCUGAGUCUAAUAUUAUUGGAUCAUGGAUUGUAUGCCACGUUAACAGAUAAUUUUAGAUGUACCUAUGCUAAAUUAUGGAUGAGCAUAUUAGACAAAAAUCAUGAACGAAUGCAGAAAUAUUGCAACAAAUUAGGAGUCAAGGAAAUGUAUGGUUUGCUUGUAUGUAUGAUAGCCGGACGUACUUGGGAUUCUGUUCAAGAUGGAAUAGUUACCAAAAAAUGGACUGACGAAGAGAGAGAAAAAUUUCAAUCCGGUAUUCCAUUGGUGUUAACAGAAACUCUAUAUAUUCUUCAAACGGUCAAUCCUCAAAUUUUAUUACUUCUCAAAACCAAUGAUUUAAUUCGUGGCAUUGAUACAACUUUGGGAACACACUCAAAAUUGACAUCAUUACGGCCAAUGACUGUAAGCUGCAUAAACGCAGUGUAUGAAAAUCGUUCAAUAUCCACUAAAUCUUUCUGGACAGGGUUACAUGCAAGAUUUCAGAAACAAUGGGCAUUAUUAAAAGUAAGAGUAUUUUACUUAUGGAUAAGUAUAUUUGAUGUUGUUUAAUAUAAUAUUCUAUAUAUUUUUGUUCUUAUUUUUUUUUUGUUAAAAAUCACACAUUGUCUUCAUUUAUGAUAACUCAUAAUUUAAAUUAGACACAUGUUUUUAUGAAAUUAUUUUGUUAAUUUUUAUAAAAUUAUAGCUAAUUAUACCUAUAAAAAAUGUGUGAAAUAAUAAAUUUUUAAUUAUAAAUAAAAGAAAUCUUCCUUGUU